AAAAAGUAACUAAAAACUUUCACAAAUGUCGCUAAAAAUAUAUUCAGUUGCUGUUUCGAGCAGCCAAUGCACUUCGAUACGUAUGAAACCUUUAAAUUUCAGUAACAUAGCAUAGCGUCUGAACCAUAAAUCUGAGUUUUAUGCUACAACGCCGGUCGAGAGCCUUUGGUAUGAAAAAGCAUUCUUGCUCGAGAAAAUGUUCACAAAACUUGAAUUUGGACCCAGCUUGGACCAAAUGUCAAUGUUGUACCGUAGAUCUAUAGGCGUAGAUAAUACGCGCCAUGGCACCAGCGUUUAUCCGCCGCAAGAAAGCUUAAGGCCUGGGGCAAGAAUUCUGCAAGGGCUAGGGCACUCAUUGCCAGAUACCUUGCUGAUCCCCGCCGGCUCCCUUUGAUCAACCUUACUCGCGGACGAAGAGCCCUUCGUUUCGCAGCACCCAAUCCUCGCAGGCUACAUCUCUAGUUUUCCAAAGAAAAAAAGGUAUCCGUAAUGACAUCGAUGAGUGAUGCUUUAGACAUUUGCAGGAAGGGAAGUUUAAAUUCAUCUAGCCUCGUCAAUGCGUCUGCAUUGUAAAUUUUGCAGCACAAAUAUUUUUGCGUUUAUUAUUAGGCACAUUGCUCGCCCAUCUGUAUGAUCUAGAAUGAAGGUAAAUAACCUUUCACACAAACAUCGAUAAAGGUUUGUUAAAAUGUAUUUAUAAUAGUGAAGCGCAAAUAUGUUAUAACGACAACUUUCCACUUGACCCUGGUGAUGACUUGCGCUCCGGUUGUCGAAACGUCAGUCACCACAACCGACAACAGUCCUUCUCAGUACUAAACUCACCGGGUCGAUCAGAUUACGCUCUCACAAGGUCUCCAUAAUAAUCGUGGAAAAUCGUGCGCGUUCAUUUGCUGAGAUGCACGUGGUUGGAAAAUGCACUUUGGUCACUAAAAUAAUGAAAUUGACCUUUUGAUUUGUUUGGACGAAAUUGAUUCCGUGCCUCAUACAUUUAUGAAGUUUUUUAACCACUGUGGUGGCGAUCUGUUGAAAACAAAAAUUCCAGGCCUCUGGAAUUUUGUUUACUUGUUUAAGAAAUCGCUCUGACAUUUCAGCGAUGUUCACGUCGAAGUGCAAAUGAUGUUAAAGCACCGCAGGAAAUUUCGCGAUGGUCCCACGCACAAUGAGGAGUGCGUUUUUAACAUCAUCAAAAAGGGAAUAGAUAUAGAGGUUACAGCAGGUAAACUGAAGAGGCACAGAAAUAUGGGACGUCUUCCUAAUGGACCAGGAAAUGUCCACAUUUUACAAAGCAAGGGUGCUGAUGUUGGGGUCAUGAAAUUCUACUGUACAGAAUAUUCAACCCACUAUGGGAAAGAUGAUUUUAUUCCCCGGACUGGUCGUCACUCAGGCACCGGAUAUCAGUCUAAUUUUAGACCAGGAGUGUAUUACAGUCGUCGCCUUGAUGAACUUGAUAAUCCAGCGAUGGGUCGCCUUUUGACAGACAACUACACAUCCAUAACCAAGAAACAUUUUUUGCCUUCCAAGGGAUCAGGUGGUGCUGAUCCCUUUUCCAGAGGGCUCUACAUGACAGCAACAAGUGGAUUUGUGAAGGAUAUUCCUGUAACUAUUCCAAGAUCAAGACAGGUGAGUGAUGUACACAUUGACACCAGGGCCAAAGGAACAGUUUAUCCAUUUCACCGUCCCCUGCUCCACACUCUUAAACAGAAGGAUCCUAUCUCCAAGGAAAAUGCCUUUCAUGGACCAAGCUACAUGUCGACUGAGAACCAUACAAGCUUCCUUGGAAAACCCAGUCAAAGAAUGGAUACUUCAAUCAAGAGUGUGGGGUACAAGGAAGGAUCAGGCUUUACACAUGCUUAUAAGGAUGAGCCAAUCACUUUCCACCCAAUGGAGGCUUACGAAGGAAUACGAGAUCCACGAUGGACACACAGGCCAACAGGCUUCAGUAUUAUGAAGAAAGAUUUUCUUCCUGUUGAAUAUCUCCAUGGCAAUGAAAGUCUUCCAGUUUUGUCUCAUGGGUCAGAACGUGGCACAGGAUUCACUCAUGGCACAAAGGCAAGGCCUGUGUUUUAUUCAAAAGUGGGACAGGAAUACACAAGGCUCAGCGACCUUCACCCUCGGGCCCAAGAGAGAGUAAAGAAGAUGGAUCCAGCUGAGUAUUCCAACAUGGUGAACCCUCACUCUUUCGCUAGUACUGCCAAGAUUUCAUUCAAAGGCAAACAGAGAAAUGAUCCUACUGAAGCAGAGAGACUGGGUAAUGCGUCCACAGGAACAAAGGAGCUGACAGGAUACAGCGAAAAUAAUGACCAGUACUUUGAGGCAGCUGAGACCGCAGACUCUCUCAAAAGAUUUGAAACUCAUUACAAUGCUAAGCAUUAUGACAUGAACCCACGGGGCGUGGACCGCUUUGGAACAACUGACGGCAACGUUAUGACUCAGCUACCAAACGGCUUCACCAAAGGAACCAGCGUUCAUACACUGGGACCUGAUAUUAACACUACAGCUGAGCUCCGCUGGCACAAGCCCUAUGUUUCUAGGAGCAUUAAGGCCAGAGAUCCCUUUUACGACGACCAUAAGCAUGACGCAAAGUUGCGUACUUCUGUGCCAAUAACUGCUUGAUGGGUUGAACCGAUCGUUCGACUAGACUUUAUUGCCAACAAGAUUGAAGUUACGAAGAAAUCUCGUCAAAAUUUUUUUCUUUUAGUUUAAUUUGGAUAAUGUGUGGCAUUUUAUAUGUAUUGUAGGUCGAACAUCAGUGUUUGUUGAUUGUAUAUUGAAGAAAGAUUGGUUCAGAGAUGUUCGCUCUAGUUCUACAUCCCCUUUCAUCGGAAACACAUGCUUUUGGACAAAAAGUCUGAUAUCAGUCUAUAGCAUUGCGUUAUGUUAUAGGGGUAAAGAACGAAUAUCUCUCAAAGCCACUUUCUAUUAUACAAUGCCAAGUUCAAAACUAGAACACUAUAAUUUUUUCCGAUUUUUUUUUGCUAAGGACUAAACCCAAGACGAUUGAAUGGAGACAUUUCCAAAGUCACUGGAGAUAUGAGAGCACAUAAUUUAACAAUCCUCAGAAUUAAGUGCAUAAAAAAAGUCUUUUCCUCUAUCGGUCAAGAGUAGCAACUUUCUUAAUCUUAAAACUAGAAAUAAAGACAACAUGAAUUUAACUCC
This is a messenger RNA of Stylophora pistillata, 3156 nucleotides long. RefSeq names its product stabilizer of axonemal microtubules 4. Gene Ontology annotation, molecular function: phosphatase binding. The record is from RefSeq and is a predicted model, not a curated record. Lineage: Eukaryota; Metazoa; Cnidaria; Anthozoa; Scleractinia; Pocilloporidae.